Molecule: messenger RNA, 1716 nt
Organism: Acomys russatus (golden spiny mouse)
Lineage: Eukaryota; Metazoa; Chordata; Mammalia; Rodentia; Muridae
Gene: Dusp26
Product: dual specificity phosphatase 26
Exons: 4
Coding region: 398-1033 (211 amino acids)
Biological process (GO): protein dephosphorylation; negative regulation of MAPK cascade
Cellular component (GO): cytoplasm
Molecular function (GO): MAP kinase phosphatase activity; protein tyrosine/serine/threonine phosphatase activity
Source: RefSeq, a predicted model, not a curated record
UUGCCAUUGGCCUCCGGGGCAGCAGCCCUGGUGUGCACGCGAGGCGGGGCUGCAGGCCUGCGCGGGGCUGUAAACAGGGGCGGGCUGUGCCGCUGCGGUGUGACGGCUCCCACCGCUGCCUGAGACGGUGUCCCUGGGUGUCACCAGUGCUCACACCGAUAGGAACCUGCUUCGAUGUACGUGUCAUGGCUUAAAAAUAGCUGCAAUCCACCUGCGCGCUGGGGCGGCGGCGGCGCAGCGGCGGGGGCCGCAAGGGAGCCAUGGGCACCGGACUGCCGGAGCCCACACGCCACCUCAGGAUCUGAGACCCUCGCGACAAAGAGCUACCUGGUGGGUGACUGAGGCCAUCAUCACUGAAGCCACCUCACAGCUGGCCGCAGUUCCUGUCACCUUGGAGAUGUGCCCCGGCAACUGGCUCUGGGCCUCCAUGACUUUUAUGGCCCGCUUUUCCCGCAGCAGCUCAAGGUCCCCUGUUCGUACUCGAGGGAGUCUGGAGGACAUGGCCACUGUCCACCAUCCCUUUCUCAACGUCUUUGAAUUGGAGAGGCUCCUCUACACAGGCAAGACAGCCUGUAACCAUGCCGACGAGGUCUGGCCAGGCCUCUACCUCGGAGACCAGGACAUGGCCAACAACCGCCGUGAGCUUCGUCGCCUGGGCAUCACCCACGUUCUCAACGCCUCACACAGCAGGUGGCGAGGCACCCCUGAGGCCUACAAUGGACUGGGCAUCCGCUACCUGGGUGUCGAGGCCCAUGAUUCACCAGCCUUUGACAUGAGCAUCCAUUUUCAAACUGCUGCGGACUUCAUCCAUCGGGCACUGAGCCAGCCAGGAGGGAAGAUCCUGGUGCACUGUGCUGUGGGGGUGAGCAGAUCUGCCACCCUGGUGCUGGCCUAUCUCAUGCUGUAUCACCACUUCACCCUUGUGGAGGCCAUCAAGAAAGUCAAGGAUCACAGAGGCAUCAUCCCCAACCGGGGCUUCUUGAGGCAGCUCCUAGCCCUGGACCGGAGGCUGCGGCAGGGUCUGGAGGCGUGAGGGGAAGGCAAUCAGGCCAGGUCCCUGGGUGGUUUCCUAGCGCCCAGAUGGGGAGAGGAAACCCAGGUGGCAAGUAGUAGAAAAGCCAGACAACCCAUCCUCCCCCAGUGGCAAGAGAGUGAAGGGCCCCAAGGCCACUGUGGCUCUAUGUGGAUGGGGAUGGAGAGCCAGGAUGGGCAGUGUGGUAGGUGGGGGGUGCUGACCCGGGAAGAAAGCAGUUGACCUGUAAGUAGAAGAUGGCUUUAUGAUUAAGACAGCACCAGAUUCCAGCAGGGUGUGCCCAGUGGCUCAGAAUCCCUUCCACUCAUUGUGUUCAAGUGUUCCUCUCUCACUUCCCAAACAAAAGGACCAGUGAUGUGCAAUGUCAGAGCAAUGGGGGGGUGUCAGGGAUGCAGCAGCACCGAUGUGAAGGGAGGUGUCCAGGCUGCAGAAAACAGCAUAGAGCCAGCGAUGGGGUGGUGUGAAAGCCACAAAGCCCGAGGAGAAACAUACAGACUUCCUGUGCAACUCCAGGAAGAGGAUGUGUUUGAGGACUGCCGUGACACCCGAGGGGAGCUGCUCAAGCUCAAAGGAGUGACACUGGUGAAUGACUGGGAGUCUUUAGGUGGUCAUAUUCUCACUGAAAACCAUGUGUCUGGAGUAAAAAAUAAAGAGGUUUAAAAAAAAAAAAAAGGAAAGUGUCU